Molecule: messenger RNA, 1056 nt
Organism: Microsporum canis CBS 113480
Lineage: Eukaryota; Fungi; Ascomycota; Eurotiomycetes; Onygenales; Arthrodermataceae
Product: ornithine carbamoyltransferase
Exons: 2
Coding region: 1-1056 (351 amino acids)
Biological process (GO): L-citrulline biosynthetic process
Cellular component (GO): mitochondrion
Molecular function (GO): amino acid binding; ornithine carbamoyltransferase activity
Source: RefSeq, a predicted model, not a curated record
AUGCAUUCCAUCCUUCGAACUCGAUGUAUCGGACAUGUGGCAAAGCUGCGGUGCCGGCGGUACACCACUCCUUCAACUACGCCACCAAGACAUCUCCUCUCGAUAUCAAAUCUUACUCCAGCCGAGUUCACCGCUCUAGUUCGAAAUGGCUUGUCACAUAAACAGGCAGUUAAGUCUGGCUCUAUCCCUAAUUCCCUCGCGGGCGCACUCUCAGGCCAGACGGUUGCAAUGGUCUUCAACAAGCGAAGCACACGGACCAGAGUUUCUACCGAAGGGGCGGUGACGCGAAUGGGAGGUCAUCCGAUGUUUCUCGGGAAAGAUGAUAUCCAAUUAGGUGUCAAUGAGUCUCUCUACGAUACCUCUGUCGUCCUCUCUUCCAUGGUAUCAUGUAUUGUUGCCCGUGUUGGGCCACAUUCCGAUGUCGCCAAUAUUGCCAAGCACUCGACUGUCCCGGUGAUAAAUGCUCUGUGUGACACUUUCCAUCCACUACAAACCAUAGCCGAUUUUAUUACGAUAAAAGAACACUUUGCUCCUCAAGCAACUUCAAGGCUGGAAGGGUUGAAGAUCGCCUGGGUUGGGGAUGCAAACAAUGUGCUAUUCGACCUCGCCAUUGGAGCCACUAAAAUGGGAAUAGAUAUCGCCGUCGCCACCCCUAAGGGUUAUGAGAUGCCCUCUCACAUCGUUGACCUUGUCAAGAAUGCCGGAAACGGCGUUAGAAGCCCCGGCGCCCUCAUUCAAACCUACUCCCCCGAAGAGGCGGUCAAGAAGGCAGAUGUGAUUGUGACUGAUACCUGGGUAUCGAUGGGGCAAGAGGAGGAGAAACUACAACGAUUGAAAUCAUUUGAAGGGUUUCAGGUUACCAGCGAGCUUGCGAGCCGUGGAGGAGCGAACAAAGGCUGGCGUUUCAUGCACUGCUUGCCACGGCAUCCCGAGGAGGUCAGCGACGAGGUCUUUUAUGGAGAGAGGUCCCUUGUAUUCCCGGAAGCUGAGAACCGGCUCUGGGCUGCGAUAUCGGCUAUCCAAGCAUUUGUUGUUCAGAAAGGACAAAUCGUCUGA